This is a messenger RNA of Peronospora matthiolae, 465 nucleotides long. Lineage: Eukaryota; Oomycota; Peronosporomycetes; Peronosporales; Peronosporaceae. The record is from the annotation of a GenBank genome assembly.
AUGCAAGGAAACCUGCAGAGCUACCUCACUGAAGCCAUGGAACGCUUUCAACAAGAUCAGCGGGAACUAAUGUAUCAAGCUAUCUACCCAAGUCAGAGGAUAAAGCCUGCAAUAAUCCGCGAAACAUAUACACCGGAUGUCGAGAUGGAAUCGGUGCGAUCGUAUAUCAGUCUAUCGGAUUGUGUUGAUCCUGAAGAUGCUGAUACCGACGAUUCUGGCCAAGAUGAGCGGCGACGUGCGAUGGUGGCCAAUACAGAAACGUUUAAGAAGGGUGGUGGAAUUCCCCAGCGUAUUCGGGUGUCAGCAAUGACGGAGCUGAAGAGAUUCAGUGGAAAAGAUCGAGAUCGAAGCUGGAUCAGCAAGGUCAAGUCGGCAUUUUUGCGCGAUCAGGCACCAGAUGAAGAAAAGUGCUUGGUGUUCGACGACCUGUUGACGGGACCCGCACGAAAUGGUACAACCAGCUGA